This is a messenger RNA of Amoebophrya sp. A120, 8074 nucleotides long. NCBI's taxonomy places the organism in Eukaryota, Dinophyceae, Syndiniales, Amoebophryaceae. The record is from the annotation of a GenBank genome assembly.
AGCUUCCCGUCGCAUGAAGAAACCUCAUAUAAUCAACAUCAAUCGUCAUCUAGUACAUCAUCGCACGACGUGCAUAAUUUUACAUUCCCUAUACUCUAUACUGCACUUGGCUCCUUAUCGUGUCGUCGCGAGCUCACUACCCUUCCCACAUGAUCAAAGUAGACAAAAAACUAUACCACACGGACGAGCUAAUGGUUCGGAAUUUUAAGAUGAAGUGUACAGAAGCAACAGAAACUCCAGUCCGUCUUUACAGGGGAGGUGCAGCUUCUUUUUUUGUGCAGCUCAUAAUUGGAGAAAACGUCUGACUUCGUAGGAAUUUUUAAAGAAAGUCCCUACAUGGAGUAAAAAGCAAACCAGCCAUGCCUUGGGCGAAUGCUGUCUACGUUCUUCAUGCAGUUGGAACCCACCUUCGCGUGCGCGUCAAAAACGAGCAUCCACCGGGGACGAGUGCCUAAGAGCCACGAGACAACCACAGUAGCGGGGGUUCUACUAGGUGGCUGUGUCUCUGUGUUUCACCAACGGUAGAAGUUCUUCGGAGCCUCGUUUUAUCAACAAAGAUGUCCUCCGAGCUGAGCAGCAGGACACAACAAGGCCCUGGAACGGCCGAAGAGCAGGUCAUCGACAUGCUCGAGGAACAGGACCUGGUGUCGGAGGAAGUGAAGGCCUGCGUUUUCUGCAAAAAAGUGUUUCAGCCCGGGGAGUCCUUCUGCUCAGUACUGCACAAUGGCGUCGCGCAGAAUUUUCACCUUGGCUGCUUCCGCUGCUGCCGCUGCCGAGUGGGGAUCGGAAGAGGUACAUUGAAGGUUUAGGGUUUUGGGACGCCUAUUUAUGGCGCUUUGCGUUGUAUUUUGUUUGUCUGAACAACAACAAACUGAAAGAUGAUUGCACAUGAAGAUGACACAAGCCGAGCUGAAGCAGUUCGUAUCGGGGAGAAGUAAAUGAUUGAAGAUGCAGGAUGCAAAUAUAGAACUAGAAGCAACUAUGUAUAAUUAGAAGCACAAUUUCAUCUUCUCCACCCAACAGGUUCGUACCACGUACUGCCUUCCAUGGACGAUGCUGAGGAGAAGAUGCCAUCGUCUGCCACCCCAGAUGGAGCAGUUGUCAGCAAGGCUAAGGCACCCAGCGCGGCAUCACAAAAAGCUUUCACGUAUCCCACAGAAAAAAGCUGGCUGCAGGGCAUAUUUGUAAUGCAAAAAUAAAUACACAGAAAAACCUGUCAUGGGCGGCCUCAUAGCAUGCUGUUUAGCAUACGCAAUACAGAUUUUUUUGUGUAUUUAUUUUUGCAUUACAAAUGUGACCUGCCAGCUUUUUUCUGUGGGAUAUCACAGACAUGAAGUUUUUGUGCAAGUCGUGUGUGCCGCGGUGCCCGGCGUGCAUGGACCCCUUGCUCGGCGCACUCACGUGCUUCACGAUCAACGAGCUUCUGGGCGAAAUCAAGUUGCACAGCGAGUGCUUCCGCUGUUUUCUGUGCCUGAACAAGAUCGCGAAGUCGUACACCAAGGUGGACUUCGCGAAGUGCACCAACGUCGCGCGGAAACAGAUCGAAGCGAAUCUGCAGCAGGAUAUCGGCCUGGAGCGGUUGCGGGAAAAGAUGUGGCGUUCGGAGUUUUUCAAGGACCAGUCCUCCUCCAACGAGGGUGGCGCCUUGGUCGCGAGCGCGAAACAGGACGCGCGGAAGGCGAUUAUUUGCGAGCUGUGCGUCCCGCACGUGUACCCCAAGAAGCAGUGCUACUUUUGCCUGGAAGAAAUCCUCCACGAUAUGACCAAGGGGGUCCGCAGCAUGCGCAUCGACAAGGCCAUGGACUGUUUCCGCUUAGAGGAUUACCACGAACAGCAGCAGCUACAGCUGCUGCAACAGAGGCGGCAACUGUCGAGGAAAGUGGGUUUCUCAGGUCGUGGACGAGCAGGUGACCACGGAGUAGAAGCCGAAGAAGUAGGUGGAAGACCUGCAGAAGGAACAGCAGCAGGAGCAGCGGAAGAAGAGCAGGAGCUUUUGUUGUGCACGCCCACGGAGCAGCAGACAGAGACACGUCGAACAAGCCAAAAUCACUUCCAAGCCGCAUUAGGCGAUUUAGAAUCGGAAUCACACUCGUUUACGGUGGUUUCGGCACGACAAUCGCAGUCCCCCUUGCCGGCUUUCGGGCCAGAGUGGGAAAAGCUAGAAGUGCAAGAGCAAGUAUGACAUUGAUGUAGCUCAUCUAUAGAUAAUUGACCUUUGUUGUUGUUUGAUGUAGUCGGUUCGUUCCGGUUGUACAUACUUCGCUCGCACACGUGCAGAGUUCUGAAGCGUUUAUAUUGUUUCACGUCACAACAUAGCACUUUUAGAAGCUAAAUACCAAGAACUUUUCGUAACUUUUCAGAUCACGACACCGACGGUUCCGGCUGCGAAUGUGGAUGUCGAUAAAGAUUAUGCAGCUGCUGGAACAACAAGUACAAGCACGAGCAGCAGACCGAGACUGGACGCGCAGCCCGCACAUCUCACGGACGACGCGCUUCUACAAAACUUCACAAUCCGACGGGAAGAUCUGAAAAGCAAGCGGAAGCCUGAGAUGGCGACGGUCUUUUUUCACGGACACUGCUUCAAGUGCGUCCAGUGCGACAACGAAAUUGUGAAUUCCAAGAAGUUUCUGCAGAUGGGUCGCUACGAGUUUCUCUGUUCCGACUGCUUCCCGACCUGCGUGCGCUGUAAGGAGACGCUGGUGGGGGAAAAGAGCUGCACCAUCCCGCUUGGUGUUGUUCCUACGAGCAGUUCGCUGGUGACUUCUUCUGGUCCACUGCAACAGGCUCUCGCUCUUCCCGCAGGUGGGUCGUCAGGAGAAAAUGUCAACAAUAAGUCUACUGCAUCUGCGUCCCUUCAGCAGCACAGCAUCAUUCUGCACCAGCGUUGUUUCUGCUGCGACUUGUGUCAGAAGCAGAUCGACAGCGAGGAGACCUCCACAGGUAACAACAUCAACUCCGGCCAUUUCACGUUCGACAGCAGUUACUUUGAGGAUAGCCCCGCCGCGAGGGAGUUCUAUCGGAAAUGGAACAUCAGCAAGCAGAGCAGGACAAAAGCAAAUGAUACAAGUUAUCCAGCAAAUAACCGUACACUUCCGGACGGGGAGACGACCGUGGCGUGUCCCAGCUGCUACAAAGGGUUGAUGCAGGAGAAGGAAAAGUUCGUCUGCGAUUUUCUGAUGGAGGAGGAGUUCAAGAAGAGGCGGAAGCUGGAAGAGAAAAACGGCAUCUUCCAGUGGGACGAAAGGUUGCUCAAGCCCGAUUGCACACACGCCUUGCGCCAAAUACUGGAGUUUGAGGAAAGCAGUGGUUCUUUUACCAAGACCAGUACGAUGAAAAGCAACCAGGCUGCUCAUGCAUCGGUUCUUGCUGGCGUCGACGAAACAAAUAAUCACCUCAAGCUGCUUCUCGAACAGGUCUUUCACGACCAAGAACGGGAAGCAGAAGUGGGAAAAAUGGCUCAGCCUACUGUGCACCAGCCGAAAAGGUUUUGCGUUUUUUACGAGGAGGCAAUACCAGGAGCCCGAAAGGAAAGAAUAUCCCUCGUGCCGAUAAAACAAAACCCACCUUUGGAGGCGCAGACGAACAGCGGAGUAAAAGAUCCUGCUGACCCGUUUACUUUCUCAACAUCCUCCUCCGGAUCAUCGGAUUUGUACAGCGUGAAUUUGCAGUAUUUCUUCCUCUCCUUGAAGAUGCUGAGGGAAAACCACGAACCCUUCUUCAGUCUGGAUCCGGCCGACCCCACCGAUUUGAUGGGGAAACUGCAGAAAAAGCGUUUCCACCCCGAGUGGCUGGCGGACACGCUGAUGGGCGAGGUUUUGUUCCAGGCCGAUUACUUCCUGAAACAGUUCUCUUUCGGCGAAAUCACGAACAGCAGCACUGCCAGUGCGGAGCAGCGGAAGCACAGCUACAAAAUUCCGCUCCUGCCACCGGAGCUCUUUAAGGGCAGUCCCGUCCUGAAGAGCAGAGAAAUGGGAGGAACCGGAAUAACAAUAAACAAGAAGAGCGGAAACAAUAAUAGAGAAGAUCCCCAGAUGAAGCUGCAAGAAGAUGUGAACGCCGAGGCUGCCAGCUCAUCGUCCUCUACUGCGAGUCGCCAGUGGUUCGUGCUAGACGAGGCACAAGUCGUGCAGGUCGCGCGCCCAGAGGAGAUCACCGAGGAAGAGGCGGAAAAUAUGCUGAAAGAAGCAUCGAAAAGAACCAAAGAACUCUAUCGAGAAAGCAACGCAGCGAAUAAAACGAAGGACAUAUCCUAAGUAAAAAUGUCCCCACACCAGAGUCAAGAUGGGAAAUCCGCUAGACAAAUCAGCCACUUUUGGUUGUUUCGCAUGACAAGUCUGUCCUCGUAUUGUAAUCCUGUUUAGCUAGUUCCGAAGCAUCACAGAUCCAGUUUAUCAUGCUGAUUUGAGCAUAACAAAUCUCACAAAACCACUAGAAAACGCUUCCGAUGGGGCUCCGCAUGAGAAACAAUUUCAGCAAGCAGAUUUGUAUUGCAACUAUGGGGUGGGGACGUUUUUACAUUGGAUAGAACCAAGAACCUUCCGCUUCCUCCGGCUUCCUCCUCGUGCCGCGGGUGCGACUGCGCGUGGAGGCGCGACGGCUGACGCGAGACCCGGAGACCAAUACGUACAAGGAUGCGAAGUUCACGUCUUCGAAGGACCCGGCGGUGCUGCAGGCGAAGUUUUUCACGGAAAAGUUUCCGCAGAUUGCGGCGAAGGUGCCGGUAUCCUGUGCAAAAGUAUCGUACUCGUAUAAAUGCAAGUCUUGCAUUGCAAAUCUUUUUAUGAUAGCAAAUCCGCAUGACAAAUUCCAUUUCUCAUGCUAAGGAAAUUUGUAUUGCAAUAGCAAUUUAUACUAGUAGGUACGAUACUUUUGCACUUCAUAGCCGGUCGUGGCGGAGUUGAUCGAGGUGGCCCGGGCCCUGACGCUGGCGAAGUGGAUUCUGGAGAAGAAAUAUGAGAGUGCACAACUCCCCCUCCCCCUCAUUUGUGUUGCAUGAACAGCAACACAAGCGCUGGCAAAGAUGCAGCUUUUGCAUCACAAAUUCUGAGAGGACUGUGGUGCUGUUUUGGAUUCCAGAAUUUGUCAUGCAAACAGUGUUAACAGGCAAGGGGUGGAUUGGGAAUUUUGCAUGACAAAUGAGGGGGAGGGGGAGUUGUGCACUCUCAUAAGAAAGAAUUUCAAAUCGUAAACGGCGAAAAGCUGGACCUGCUCGCGCCGCAGCGGGUGUCGACGCGGAUGAAAUUUCCGAAAAGUGUCGUUGUGGAGGGCAGUGCUGGUUCUUUUGUCUCGGCGGGCGGAGUUGUCGGGAGGGACGAGAACAUGAUGAAGUUGAAGCCUGGGAGGUCCACCUUUUCGACGCGAAACAGUAAGGGAAAUCAGGCGAGGAACAAGACUAAGGCUCUGCAAGACGUCGACCGGCUCUACCUGCACAGAGAGCAUGAAAAAUCAAAUUCUGGCGCUUUCGAAGGAAGACGUGUGGCGAACACGGUGAGAAACGAUAGCUUGGUGUUCGAGGACGAAGAAGAUCAGACAGGUCCACCUGAAAAAGUAACAGCCCCGGAAGAUUUUGCCCUUGGACGAAAAGCAAGGAACGGCGAAUCCGAGGAACAGCGACCUCCUCCUGGGGAAAAAAACAACAAGUCUGCUGCUGUGAUCAGCCGAGAAAGUUUGCAACUGUUGAAAGCUACCGAUCAUUUGUCUAGGCCAGGAGAACAAGAACCAGUGGCGGCUGUGUCUAAUAGAAGUUGUACUCAACCAGCAGGAGUGCUGGAGCAAGUCCAGGGAGAUCUUUCCAAAGACGGUAGUAUCAUCUUCCCUCCGCCCCAGCAGCAGCGUCUAUCCGCAGACCAGAGGACCGUCAAUCCACCUAGCACCCCGGGCGCGGGCUCGACCACCGCUACCAACCAGGACGAUGGGGGGAAUACCACCAACCUGGAAGACGGAGGAGCGACCUACGAAGGCGCGACUAGCGGCACCGAGUCCACCGUGAGCGGAGUUGUCCAUCAUCCCAGCAGCUGCUCAACGAAUGCGGAUAUCAUGAACAAAAUCAACAGCAUCACAACCAACGACUUUCGCGUCCCGCAUUCUGACAAUUCAGCGGCUUGUCCCUCGGCAAACAGAAGUCGAAACAAGAAAUCCUCGUCCCCCACCUCAAGAAGUAGGAGAAAAGCCGCUGUUGAGAAAAAAGCGGCUUUAUCCCCCGCCCGCGCGGAAAUAAACAACGAGUUCCGACCCGCGACCACCAUGAGUGCCGGAUCCUCGAGUAUCCAUUCAAAUAGCUCCUCAGCGCCGCAGCUACCCCCCCGGACCCUGGGCUUCACGGCGGAGAGUAUGGCCAAUUUGGUUUUGGGGGCGGACAGAGGAGGUGUAACAACAACGGGUGUCAACGUGACACCAGGAGGAAUACUUGCGUCACCAUCCUCAAAUGCAAUGAAUUCCUCCCCUCGGAGGCGACGCGAAACGAUCAGCAGAACCGAUGUGUUGCGGAAGCAAACCGACGCGAACGCUUUGGAGGAUAUGAUGUUGCAAACUCGGUUCCUGCAUGGCGGAAGUAGGACGGAUAAUAAACAUAAAGCUGGUGCCAACACUUCCUCAAAUUCACCCUCUCCAAGAAGAAGUCCGGUCAGAGGUGGAGUAGAGACAAAUGCCAUGACACGUACAUCCAGAGCUGGUGCGCAUUUUUUCACAGAAGGCAGUCACAACUCCCCGGAGCCGCGGAGGAGGACGGCGGAACAGGAGGACGAUCACGAGAAGCUAAUAUCCGACAAUAGUUCAACCCCGGGCAGCAUUUCUGAACAAGAUGAACAAGAAAGCGACCGCCACAACUUCUACCCCAUGUUUAUCCCGACGCUGGCCAAGCGCACUCUGUCGUCGAAAGUCGAUUACGACAACGGCGUCCUUUCCGUUGAGCACAACACGGUCCACAUGUACGGCGGUGUCGAUUUGGGGUCCUUCCCCGCGGCCAAGAUCGACGAGACUUUCGUCCAGGGCGUGGACUUGAGCAUGCACCGCGGGAAGGAAAUCGACGAAGCCGUGGUGCAGGGGGUUGAUCUGUCCCUCAGUCCGGAUCGGAAGAAUAAUGGGACGAGGAACUUGUUGGCGAAAGAAGAAAAGGAUUUGGUUUUGUCCCCAACAACAUCUUCGACUUCCCGGCAAGAAGAGCAGCAGCAGAAAAUUUUGCGAGAAAAAACAAGUUACCAAAAUCGGAAGUCGAGGAUAAGGCUCGGGUGGAUCCACGGGACCACAGGGUCGUUGAGCAGGAAUUUGGAGACUGCGAACAAGGACAAGAACCUACUGUCCGCGAUUUUGUCGCAGAAUGUGGAACAAGCGGAGAGUUUGUGGGGGAAUGCACCAAUUCAUUUCGGGAACGACAGUUCUUCUGGUUCAAGUUCAUCUUCAGCCCUUUCAGCAGAACGCACCGCGUCUUCCUGUGAGAAUAACAGGAUCUCUCUGGAGCAUCUGUUGGCUACUGGAGGUCCGGGAGUCGGGGGAACAAGGAGGAGGCGGUGAGCAGCAGUCUGUUUCGGGGGAAAUAAAUGCAAUUUUUUGUUUUGGAAGUCGAAAAAAAAGUACGAUUUGAAACAGAAAAUAUCAAGGUUUAGAUGUGUUUUAUGAUUCCGAGAAUUUUUUACUUUAUGCCUUUUCUGUUCCUUACACUUACAUACACUAUGUACGCGCUGCGCUGGCCUUUUCAACUGUCGCAGAAUACGCACAAAAGUUUUUGAGUUUUGGUUCGCAUAUACGGUUCAUAUUGAGAAGCACUUUAUUUCACUUUUAAUAGGGACGCUGUACUUGUAUUUCACAUUCAUAGUAAAUCUGGUUGCAUUUAUUCCUAUUUGCAGCCAAUGUGUUUUUUCAGGUUGGAAAUGUUGCACACUCGAUUUUUUUUCAGUCGCAAAAAUUUUUGUAUUCCUUUUGAACAAUUUAGGGUUAAGCUUUAGCAACCCUGUAUACCUUGAGCAGAGAGAGAGCGCCAACAUGAACGUGAUUCUACAUGAUUCGUGUAUGAUGCAACGAUCAAAACAAUUCUGUAACAUACUGUCUGGUUGAAAUUGUUUCUCAUUGCCGUGCCUAC